Molecule: messenger RNA, 450 nt
Organism: Penicillium mononematosum
Lineage: Eukaryota; Fungi; Ascomycota; Eurotiomycetes; Eurotiales; Aspergillaceae
Exons: 2
Coding region: 1-450 (149 amino acids)
Source: RefSeq, a predicted model, not a curated record
AUGACGGUCUGCUGGGUCACCCAAUUGGUAGUGGACAAAGACUACCGUGAUAACGGACUAGCAGCUGGCCUCCUGAGGUCACUUAGGAAGACCACGGACGACAUUUACGGUAUCAUGAGUUCUCACCCGGCUGCAUGCUUGGCCGCUGCGAAAUCCCUUGGGAGCCUACGGAAUCAUGAGGUCCUCCCAAUUCCUUAUAUACAGGACGCAAAGCUACGGGGUACCAUAUUCCAGCCUGAAGACACAAGCGCAAUGGUUUCGGGAGUGAACACCGGUUUCUUUGUUGAUCAUGAGGAGCCACAGAAAGUGUUGCAAGCGGUCCGGGAAAAUUGGCAGUGGCCACUUGGAGAUUUACCCGAUGGCCACGAAUAUCUCCUUGUGAUGCCGGCUAAACACCGUCGACCUACAUCUAGAUCUCUACCACCAGGCGAGGUUGGCCGACCGGAUUGA